Penicillium crustosum is the source of this 1161-nucleotide messenger RNA. RefSeq lists its product as uncharacterized. The record is from RefSeq and is a predicted model, not a curated record. Gene Ontology annotation, molecular function: DNA binding; DNA-binding transcription factor activity, RNA polymerase II-specific; zinc ion binding. Gene Ontology annotation, biological process: regulation of DNA-templated transcription; DNA-templated transcription. The transcript has 4 exons. The coding region runs from base 1 to 1161 and encodes 386 amino acids. Lineage: Eukaryota; Fungi; Ascomycota; Eurotiomycetes; Eurotiales; Aspergillaceae.
AUGGCAACUGACGAUAGGCGACGAAAGAAUGCUCUGAGUUGCAGUGGAUGCAGACAACGGAAAGUGAAGUGCGAAAAGCCCUCUUUCGGUCCUUGUCAGCGAUGUAGCAGGCUGGGUAAACAAUGCCAACUGGGAGGCUCUACCUCGCGACCAUACUAUCACACUUCAAAAGAACGAUACGAACUUCUAGUAUCGGUGGUUCGUCAUUUCGUUCCUUCCGCUUCUUUUGAAACCGAAGAUCUGCGGCAACUAUUAGCCACCCUCAAAGGUCCAGUGGAAGGCCCUCCUGCUCCUUCACCACCGCCUGUUGUGGAUAGCUCAUGUGAUGGGCCCAGCCCGUGGCCGUCGGAGACUAUCACCCAAAUGAAUACACCUCCAGCCUCCUCAACUUCCACCUAUGCUGCCAGUCCGGAAUGUGCAAACGAGGAUUUGGAGAACACCUUGAUGGUAGAUGCUAUGAAUAUUCCUCGCUUCAGUGGCUCAUCUAGUUGCACCAAUCUCAAUGCCAAGAUAAUCUCACAUAUGUCCAAAGAUACCGACGGUCUAUCUCCAUUCGAGGAGAAUGAGUCCCCGCCGUUGUUUGAUGGACAGGUGAUCUCUUAUCGAAAUGCAGACUACCUCCCUAAUCGCAAGUCGCUUGAUCAAGCCGCCGUGAAGUUUUUUGCAGAGAUCAACAGCGUCAUAUAUAUCCUUGAACAGGACAGAUUCCACCUUUGGAUUGACGACGUGUACAGUGGAAAGGGGGUGCGUGCAUCCGUGCUGGUCAUAAUGUACAUGGUCAUGGCUCUCUGUGGGGAUGAGAACCCGAGUUUUGGUAUUGCUCGAUCUUACAUGGAUGAUGUGAUAGAAGAAUCGAGCUUGGAGAGUGUGCGGGCAAUUAUGCUGAUGAGCUUGUACCGCCAAAGAGAGGACCAGCGCAGUGUUGCCUGGGCAAUGCUGGGUGUCGGAAUCCGAAUCUCAAUGUCGCUUGGCCUUCACCAAAAUAUAGGUUAUGCGCACGACAGUUCCAUAUAUGGAUCAGAAAUUAAGCGACGCCUGUGGUGGUCCCUUUGCGAGUUUGACAGCUGGAGUUCUUGCAUGCUGGGACAUACUUCUGGCCUUGGUCGCACGGAUAAUGCAGUUUCUCUUCCUUCGCAGGUCAGAAAUACCUAUCUCAAAUAA